This is a messenger RNA of Mycotypha africana, 3381 nucleotides long. RefSeq lists its product as uncharacterized. The transcript has 10 exons. Gene Ontology annotation, cellular component: transcription factor TFIIIC complex. Gene Ontology annotation, biological process: transcription by RNA polymerase III. Bases 1 to 3381 code for a protein of 1126 amino acids. Gene Ontology annotation, molecular function: protein binding. The record is from RefSeq and is a predicted model, not a curated record. Lineage: Eukaryota; Fungi; Mucoromycota; Mucoromycetes; Mucorales; Mycotyphaceae.
AUGUCAAAACCAGAGAAAAGGAAGUUGAAUAAAGGAAAGGAAAAAAUGAUUGAGAAUAUGUUUGACGAAGAAGACGAAGGAGACUCUACUCUGGGUUUCGACUUUAAUAAUCUCGUUUCGGGGAUAGACACUGAUCUAAUAGCUGAAGUCCAACAAAUGGAAGCAGAAGAUGGCCUUGAUGUGAAUAAUAAUGAAGAAGAAGAGGAAGAAGAUAUUGAUGAGUGGUUAGAGGAGAAUGAGUUUGUUGAUGAUACUGAAUUAAACGAUUUACUCAAUAUGUCUACUGAGGAGAAACGUAGUAGGUUAAAGACAGGCGGUAUAGAAGAACUUCAACAAGACAUGGAAGAAUUCGAUGCCAAUUUGGCUCUCACCGCGAAUAUCGGUACCGGUAAAAUAAAGGCAGCUACCAAACGACGUAUUACAGCAGGCGAGUUGCGUUUAUCACCUGAAGUCAAACGCCAAUUGGGUGAAGCAAAUGCCCUUUAUAUUGCUAGAGAUUAUGGUAAUGCCAUUGAUAAAUUGCAAGCGAUCAUCCAGGAAAACCCCAAUGCCCAUCCAGCUUGGAAUACUUUGGGUUUGGUACAUGAAGAGUUGGGAAAUACAGCAAAAGCGUUACAGUUUCGAAUGUUUGCCGCUCAUUUGUGUAAUGACGCUGGCCUCUGGAAAGAAUUAGCCCACAAAUCAAUUGAAAAUGAUGCAGUUAAACAGGCAGUUUAUUGUUUUUCAAAGGUGCUUGCUUUGGACCCAAAUGACCUUGACGCACUCUGGGACAGAGCUUUUUUGUUUAAACAAAUGGGUCGCAGUUCAGAUGCCAUCGAUGGCUUUUUGGAAAUUCUCAAACAUAUACCCCACCACUUUAAAGUUAUUAAUGAACUUGCACGACUUUACCGACAACAAGGAAAAACGAAAGAAGCAAUCAAAAUGUAUGAGGAUGCGAUUGAUUAUCAUAUCAAAAUGGAACAAGAGCGCAUGGAAGAAGAAGAGGACGAGGAAGAAGAAGACGAUGAAGAGGACGAAUUCAGUGAUAAGCUUGGCUAUGUCGAACUAAACAUGCUCAGUGAGCUUUACUUAAUUCUAAAUGAUUAUCGCAAAGCUUUGGAGACAAUUAAGAACGGUUUAAGACAUAUACAAAAAAGACAACACGAAACUUGGUGGUUGGAUCAUGUAGACGACGACGACGAGUACUUCGAAAACGACGAGGCGAGGACAGAAUUCCCUAUAGAAUUGCGUGUUCGCAUGGGUAUAUGUAGAAUAUACUUGAAUCAGGUUGACUUAGGCACGAAACACUUUAAUUAUUUAUUGCAAUAUCCACCUACAACUUAUCCUGAUUUACAUCAAGACAUCGCGUAUACCUACUACGAUAAAAGAUACUUUGAUCUUGCUUUGGCUAUAUUUCAAAAGAUCAUCGACGUAUCAGAUGAAGUAGAUAUCGAUAUACUGAUCAAAACAGCCGAUUGUUACAGAGAACUCGGCGAUUUGGAGACAGCAGUGAUCUUUUACAUAAAUGUUUUAAACGAGCAACCAGAAAAUUUGGACAUCAUGAUGUCUCUUGCGGCGAUAUAUGAAGAGCAAGGAAAGGAAGAGGAAGCUUUAGAAUUAGUCGAUUUUGUGAUGAAAAAGAAUAGAGAGGCUCGUAAACAAAAAAAGAUGGAGGCACAUAAAAAUACGGAGGAUGAUGACGAGGAAGCGACAAUGGAAGGGUCAACGCAGACAAAGAAAAAAAAGAAUAAGAAAGCUUCUCUUUUUGAUGAACAUGAGGCAAUAAAGACCCAAAAGGAACAAGCCCGACAGCGUAAAGCUGAAAAAAGCAGGAAAGAAGAAGAACUCGCUUUUUCAACUCUUGGCAUAUUCAAUAAAUUGGACGAGCUAGAAGAGCAAAUUGGAGAUACUAUAGUUGAUGCUGAUCGCGCUUUGAUAAGAGAUUACAUCAGAAAUGCACAACAAUUGUGGGAAGAUUUUAGUAGGACUGGCGCUUUUUAUCCGCACUCAAGGAGUAUCAGAUACAAAGGGUUCUAUGAACUUCGCAAUAACCGUAGUAACAAGCAAGACCCUGCUCGUCUUGGCUUGGAAGCCCAUGAAAUGGCGGAGCGUCUUCGUACAAAGGUUGUUAAAGAUGAACCCCAAGAGAAGACUUUAGCUGAUGCUAUGCGAACAGAUGUAAUUGACGUUGAUGCGAUAACGGAAGAAGAAGACAAGCGUCUUCGAGAAGAACAAAAAGAGUUAGAAAGACGAAUGCGAGCUGCUUCUCAAUUCCGUAAUAUACCAUUUGAUAGAUGGGUUACUAUGAUUAUCAAAUAUGCCUAUGCUCUAACAAUCUCAAGACGCGUUGAAGAAGCUUACGAGAUGCUUAAACGAGCUAUUGACGCUAAUGUUUUUUAUCAUGAUGUUCCAAAGAAAACUGCGCUUUACUUAGUAAUGAUCGGUAUUGGUCUGUUGAGCGGUAAAGACUAUAUUACCCAAGACGGUGUACGAUGGAUGUGCAAUUUCUACCAGUUUAGAAACGACCCUUUUCGUAUGUAUUCAGCGAUCAUGAAUCAUGCAAACCAGCUCCUCGUCAAUGCACAGCUUAAAUUUCUAAACCGUGUCAUUCGUUUGAUGGAUGCCCUGGUGUCUAGCCGUCAAAGAGAAGAAAGAGGUGUGGAUGAAACACAAAUGAAGAAAGAAAUUGAAGAGCUGAAUAAUGCUAUUUUGUCUAUGGAUGUGGAUCCAUCGACUGCAAAUGAGAAAAGUUAUACUCGGUUCUAUCAUACACCCAGCUACAUUGACACACAAAGGGUGCGAAGCAUGGGCAUUGCGUCGCCUGAGAAAGUGAAUCCUGUCCUUCUGUCACUGUUUGCUCAAAUUAUGUCCAUGACGAGAAAUCAUGUUGCAGCGUCAUUAUAUUACAUGAGAGCUUAUGCUGAAGCACCAAAUGAUCGGUUAAUUACUUUAUCAUUAGGCAUCUCGCUCCUUUUAGUAUCAACACACCGUAAAACUGAUAAUAGACAUUUAAAUAUUAUGCAGGGCAUGAUGUUUAUUUCUGAAUAUCUUAAAAUAUCCCGUUCAAAUGAAAUAUACCUCCAAGAAUCAGAAUAUAACUUUGCCCGUGCUUUCCAUUUGUUAGGACUUACCCAUUUAGCCGUACCUCAUUACGAAAGAGUUUUGUGUUUACCGUCCAAAGCACAAACGGAAAGUGCAGGGCCUAAUAAGCGUAAGGAGAAGCCUAUUGAUAAGGUGUAUGAUUGGCCCAUUAGUAAAGAAGAAGAAGCAGAAUUGGAAGAAGACAUUGACGAUGAAACUGAUCUCAAGUCAGAGGCAGCCUAUAAUCUGCAUUUAAUAUAUAUCACCAGUGGUUCUACGAGCUUGGCUCAAAUAUUACUUAUGAAGUACUGCUCCGUUUAA